Molecule: messenger RNA, 5790 nt
Organism: Harpegnathos saltator (Jerdon's jumping ant)
Lineage: Eukaryota; Metazoa; Arthropoda; Insecta; Hymenoptera; Formicidae
Exons: 15
Coding region: 758-5206 (1482 amino acids)
Biological process (GO): anatomical structure morphogenesis
Source: RefSeq, a predicted model, not a curated record
CGUAUCUCGCCGCGAAUACGAGAGUAUAAUGAACCGCGGCAGGAACGACGCCAAUUAGGCGCGGCCCGUUAAUUAAAGGAGCGAACGCCCGCUGGAUAUCGCCGGAAGGAGCCGCUCGAAGACAAAUCGCCGCCGAUCGACGCGAGAUGUUCACUCCGCCGCGGCGUAUCGAUCGAGUCGGUGAUCGGGUCCGUGAUUUACGACAGUGAAAACUGCAGAUCUUGUUCUCUUCUACAGUGAUGACCAAGCUACCCUGAUAAUUGUCCAGCCGAGAACGAGGGGUUGUUUUGACGACGGUGAUUCGACAAGCUUUUUCUUGUCUUUCACGGUUCUUAACGCCGGCGGGAAAUCAUUGACAAUUACCCGCGCAAUCACGGGGCGGUCGCUAAACGUGCGCGCGAACGUAUCUUUUCCACUGAACGGGUACUUUUUCAGGGACGUCUCGUGUGAAUGAAUCGUGAUUCAUAGAUGAUGUAUAGAAUGGGAUGCCAGAUAACAGCGUAGAAAGUAAUAACUAAAGCGUUCGCAUGCGUCAACGUCGGGGUCGGUGGCGGGUGAGUCAAAAGUAAUUGGGACAUAAAUACACGUCGUAUCGCGCUUAUUAUCGCGAGUAAAUUGUCAGAUUGUCUGACGAUUGGCGCGAAGAGUGCGGUGAGAGUGUGACUUUUGUCGAAGCUAUGAGAAAAUAGAAAACACCGUACGUCAUGUGAAGUGACGUGCGAAGUGUUUUCAUAACACGAAGAAUCUAUCAACGGCGAUGGAGCGCCAACGAGUGUUUCUCGUAUUCGUUAUUUAUUUUCUGAGAUCCUGUCGAGUAUCGCACUCGAUCGGCCUGACGUUUGACAAUCAGCUGGUGAUCGUCGCGAAUGAUUGCUACACGAGAGUGGCCAUCGGGUCGAAAUUGCCCGACACGGACGUCUUCUCCAGCGUCGCGGUAGCUAGCAUUUCGGAAUGCGAGGACGAAUGUUCCAAGAGGAGGAAUUCCUGCAACGCGUUCGCUUUCGGGAUCGGCAUCAAAGGUAACGGGACUUGCGCGUUGAGCAUGAAAAUGCCAAAAUUCGAGGAACUGGAGUUCCACGCCGAUUACGAUGUCUACUUGAGAAGUCAACGCUCGCCGAACUGUGAAACAGAUCGACUCUACAAAAUGGGAAACGGUGCCUUCGGACAGGAAAGAAGAAACGAGACGAGACCGGCCACGCGAUUCGGCAGCGGCUUCUUAGGUCCGACAAUGUCAAGUAUCCUGUCAUCUCCCAGGGUUAUGGGAAGCAUGAUGCCUAGCGUCGCCGGUAAUCCUUCGUAUCAGCAAGGAUACACCCCGUCUUUCGACGAUGAGCGCCGAAUCGCCGACAUCCUUCGGAACAAAAACCCAACACCACUUGGUGGGAAUAAUCCUUUCGGAAGCAAGACCGAAAAGAUCGACAACUACAACGACCUAUCUCUAUAUUCAAACCGGAAACCCGCCUUCGGUCAAAGGAUCUCUUACGAUCCGAAUGACGGUCGCUCAGACCUCGGUGGGUCGUUCUUGCGAAAUCCUUUCGCGGACGUGAGUCGCCUGAAUUUCGACAAUGAUCUUCAUUCAUACAAAGCCCUGACGGCCCUUCACAACGGGCCCUUCGAGGUUUUCUCGAGACCUAUCUUGAUCCAUAACACAUCCGCGAAGGACAAGCCGCCGACGGACUUUGGAUUCUGGAGUGAUCCGAUCAAGCAUCGAAAUACAGUCGCGAGUCACCAGCUCAAUCAACAUCGGAAUCAAGGAUUCCUCGACAACACGUACAAAAGUCACGGGAUCGUCACGAGGCCGAAGCAGAACGAAUUGGCCGCAGGUAACCGCAAUGCCGGGAAGGUGCCACCCCGUCUGACCAUCGGCAGCUCUAACGGCUUCGAGAACGUGAAGAUCUCCUACGGAGGAUUCAAGCCUACUGCCGCUUUUUGGACUCCAGGAUCGUCGCUCGACGCAUUUCGCAACUUCGGCACGAAGAUCACCGAGAAGUCGAGAUCGUGCUACAGGAGGCUGCUGUCCGGCAAGAAGAGCCUGGAUCUGCACGUCAGACGCGCCGUCGAAUGCGAGAAGAUCGAGGAUUGCCAUCGCGCUUGCGACUAUGAGAAGCUCUUCAUUUGCGAGGGUUUCAAUUACAGACGUAUCGGCAAUGGAGCGAGAGGGAUGUGCGAGAUGACGUCAGUACCGUACUCUCGUAUGGAUCUCCAUCGAGAUUUCGUGUCGGAUUCUCAAUGCGAUUAUUACGAGAAGGAUCCGAAUUGUGCGAUCGACGCGGCUGGAACGCGGCCAUCCUGGUGGAAUCAACCAUCUAGACCUAGCCAGACCUACGGUGUACCUGCUAGCGGAAGACCCGACGUGAGACCUUACACGCCCGAUCGACGUCCUCUGAACGAGAUACCGCGACCUUUGGACUACGACCGACGUCCACUCAAGGAAAUACCACGGCCCUUGGAUUUUGAUCGACGUCCCGCGAACGAAAUCCCGCGACCCUUGGAUUAUCCUCAUCAUCGGCACGUGGAGCACGACCGGCGACCACCGGUGAUCUACGGAGAACCUCAUCGCGUACUCUACGAGGAUACGUUUGGUCAAAGAGCUUAUCCCGACAAUCAAGGCUCGAUACGAGGCGGCUAUCCGGCGGCGAGACCCGAAGAUCGAUUUGACUACAGCGGCCGAUUUCCACCUAGACGACCCAGCGACGACGACUUCUACAACAGAAACUUGCCAUGGUCACGGUACCCGAAGUAUCCGGAUAGAAGAAUCGAUCAGGGACCUACCCAUGACAUAGGUACAAACGAGAUCGGUCCCUACUUGCCGGAACAUCGGGAGGAUCCGAGCCGCGAUUGGGGUUCUUACGGUACCGUUUAUGGCGGCUCCUAUGGCUAUGACACGAAUUACGUGAGCAACAAGUUCGACAUACCGAAGUACUACCCGAAACCGCGGCCCAAACCACCGCGACCCUACGAGAACGAGCACUUCUACGGCGAGUUUUACAAUUACGGCGGCGCAUUCGGAUACGGCGACAGUUACAUCCCGGCCGAUCAGGAUCCGAUCUACGGCGGCACCGGGAAGACGGACGAGUGCUCGGUCAGAGCAGGCGCAGGAUUCAGACUCGGUAGAAGAGUCGUUCGUAAGACAUUUUUGACGCCGAAUUUGGAUCAAUGCGAGAGUCUGUGCGUUAACGAGAGAAGCUAUAUCUGCAUGAGCUUCAGUUACAGGUACAAUGUAGCACCUACGGAUCCUACAGAUAAUUGCCUUCUCAGUGACGUUUCAUACAAGGAUUUAAAUUUCUACACCGACCUCGAGCCGGAUCGCGACUAUGAUAUUUACGCUAUGGUGGCCAAUUCGAGAACUUGCGGCACGAAGAGAGGACCGAGUCAACAUCCUCCGGAUGAAUGUUUUUGGAGGGUCAGAAGCGGAUUCGGAAUGCCGGACGAUGUCGUUAAAAAAUCGAUAAUAGUUGACAGUCUAGGAGAAUGUCAGAUAGAAUGCACAGUAUCGCAAGAUUUCACGUGUAGGAGCUUCGCGUUUAAAUAUGGAUUAGAUCAAGGACGACAAGACAUCCUGACGAAUUGCUACUUGAGCGACUGGCAGUCGCAAGAUAUUAAUCCUGCCAAUAUGCCGGAUAUGGAUGGCGCAGAAUUAUAUGAAAGGGGCAGUUUCGGUAGGGGAUGUCAUCCUUAUUCUAUCCCAUUUUUCAAUACAGGGCGAUUCAGUGGCAAGCAGUCGUCACACGAAGACGAAGUAUGCUAUUCUGGGUAUAAUAAACCCUGCAAAUUGACACCUUAUGCUGUGCUCUUGGCAACAUAUGUAAAUUCCGAGCAAGAUUGUCGACAAAAAUGUUCAAGAAUGAGAGAAAGUGAUUCUAUCCCUUGCAUGUCCUACAGUUAUAAGCUUACCGCUCACGGCACAGAAGAAAAUUGUUUACUCAGUGAUGUACCAAUACGAGACUUACGACUUGGUCUGGAUUAUAUCUACGACGACAAUCACGUCAUGUAUGCGUGGAAAGAUCUCGACCCUCACUGCAUGGUCACCAGUUACUCCAUUGAUGACGAUCAUGUGUUUGGUGGUCCAGGUUCAUUGAGACCGCUUCUUCCAGGUCCAUCACAGCCUAAUUAUCGCCCAAUAGGCGAUACCAAUUACCCGAGCACGAGACCCGAUACUUAUCCCGAUCCAAGACCUUUCUUUACAAUACCGAAACCGAGCGGUCAUCACGAUAUGAGACCAUACGAUCCCGAUAAACCCGAUCCAAUUAAACCGUAUCAUCCCGGAUACGAUAAUUACGGUGAUAAAUUUGGAUAUGGUGCUCCCGGUGGAAUCACUUACGGACACGGAUUUUUCUAUCCUGAUGAAUAUUCAACCUUCCGUUAUUACACGGUAAACGGUUAUCCGUGCAAAAGAGGCACAAAGUGUGAGAGGAAUAAAAUUGCUGGAUUUUGGGCCUGCGAGACCGAAGGAAGCGAAUUCGGUAGUUGGGAUUAUUGCUGCGCACCGACUCAUCAUUGCGGCUUUUCGCAAGGAUAUCAUUACCCAUGGUGCUACGUUGGUGUUUCUGAGGAUCAAUGGCGGCCGUGCAGCGAGAAGUACUUCCCGUACCUUCCAAGCCCCCGACCCUCCGUACAUAUCCCAAGCAGCGACGGUGAUCGUCCCCACGAUCGGCUCGAUCCCCACGAUCCCGGUAGACACUGGCCGAUCACGUACUUGCAUCGAGAACCGCCUCCGAAUUGUACCGAUUCUCUCGCGUCCGCCAACAGCGAAAAUCGUCGCACAAACGGGACGACACCGGGCACGAUCGAGAAACCGGCAAGCACCACCGGCACGACUCAGCCAAGCGAUAAUACUACUGCUAGAAUCGUAAGAACACGUCAACGACGUCUACGAGCACGAAUGACGCCGAUAAACAAUCAAACGAGGCAUGAUUAUCCGAUAAACUCACCAAGAAACGACGCCCAAAUGUUAACGACCAAGCAGGGUCAACGGUCAAAUGGACGACCUGCGAAAAUUGAGCAAGUUUCGAAACCACCGCGGGCUGUUCCAUUGGGCGCGCUUGUCCCCCGCGAUGCUACCGUCACGCCACACUUGUCAGCUGCUGCCACCAACGGCGCCGAUUCGCAACUGAGGCAUGCGCGAAUCGAAGCGAAAAGUAACGUCGGGAUAAUUAAAGUGCCUCUGAUCGAGCCAAACAAUUCACUGCCGCCAACGAGAACUUAAAUGUCUGAUAACGAUCUUGAAUAUUCACAUAUGUCGUGAUUUCGUCGUCGAAAGAAUAUUACGUUGCAAUUGUUGAUGCUCGGACGAUAACUAUAAGAUUUUAUUAUUGAAAUCAAUUGACGAUAAGUUGACAGGCCGAAGGAGAUGUUUGCGUAAACAUCACUAAAUUGACAAUUAUAUCUCAUAAUCGAAUUAAUCUUCUUAGUUUUGUAAAUAUAUAGGACUUAGGUUGGCGAAUCUUCGAAAUGAACAUUCAGUCAGCAUUCAUAUUAUUGCGCUUAAAAUGGAGACACUUAAACACACAUGGAAUAUUUAGCACGCGAUAAAAAUUAUAGAUAUUUGAAAUACGUUUUAAAGACGUCUAAUAGACGUUUAAAAAGAAUAGGAUAUUUUAUAGUCGUUUUUAGAACGUCCUUCAUAUGUUUGUAUUAUUUGUCUGUGUUAUCGCUUUACGACAUACAUAUGUAACUGUUUGCAAUUCUCGGAAACCUAGCUGAUACUCCGAUGAUCAAUUUGUAACAGUUAAUUGAAUUAUUUCUUUAUGUGAUAAUUUAGUUGUGAACAAAAUUCGUACAAUAAAGAGU